AUGGACACGAUGCUUUCAAAAUCACAAAUCACUUCAUCUGCACCUGCUCACGGCCCCUCUAUCAAAUUUGCUCCUCUCGCUCGCCGUUCGAUUCCGAAGCUCUCCCCGCCGGGCCAGCUUGAGCGGCGUCAAAGCCAUAAUCGCGCUCGACCAGUCGACUCUCAAAACCCGGGCAGCAAAGCUGAUCUGGCUGCUCGCGCCGCUGCUCGUGCUGCUGACGCAGAGAGGAGGCAGAUGAUUUUGAGUGUCACUCAGCCGGGCAGGAUCCAGAUUUCGAACCGAGUCUGUUCUGAUGGAAGUGAAUUUUCUGAUCUUCGACAACUGGGUCGCGGUCCAGCUUCCAAUCUUGUCCAAACUCAUCGCAGUCGGUCCUUGCAAGGCUUCAUGCCGGCGCAAAUGUUGACAUCGCAACCUGUGAUACGCUCCGAUAAACGGCCAGCUCCUCGCGUCCAAACUGAACCAAUCCCACGUCGAUUAUUGAAAAAGAAAGCGAAACCGGUCUACGUUCCAUGCCAUUCUCGGGCACCACUGGCCCCAUUUCUAUCAGGACCAGCCAGAAUGCUGUCUUCCAUCUCUCGUUUAAACCCGGGAGGCUCAAUCAAAAUCAUCCAACAGAAAGUUCAUCGUACCGUCCUGGUCGAAAACAAGAAGCCGCAGAAAGCUCAAAACCCGCACAGUCUAUCGCCGUCUUACUGUUCGCCAAAGAUGAAAAAAGCUGUGAGGAAAUAUCGGAUCGCGGCACACGAAGAAGAUCACCAAGUUCUCGAAGGAUUCCUUGAGAAUAACGGGGUCUACUUAGAGAAUAGUAAUCUUGAAGCAGAAGACACCCGAAAGCCGGACAACUCCACACUAAAGAACACACUACUCAAAAGAAUUCCCAACACAUUGCGAUUCCGCAAUCCAAUCCGAUCGUCCUCCGUGGGCUCAAAUCAUUCCAACACUUCGACUGCAUCCUCUUCCUCGAACCGCCUUCAUUAG
Molecule: messenger RNA, 978 nt
Organism: Puccinia graminis f. sp. tritici CRL 75-36-700-3
Lineage: Eukaryota; Fungi; Basidiomycota; Pucciniomycetes; Pucciniales; Pucciniaceae
Exons: 2
Coding region: 1-978 (325 amino acids)
Source: RefSeq, a predicted model, not a curated record